Oryza sativa Japonica Group (Japanese rice) is the source of this 1089-nucleotide messenger RNA. Its product is annotated as extensin. NCBI's taxonomy places the organism in Eukaryota, Viridiplantae, Streptophyta, Magnoliopsida, Poales, Poaceae. The record is from RefSeq and is a predicted model, not a curated record.
ACUACCAAAAAAGAGAGACAUAAACGGAGAGAUAAAAAGGAGCAGAGAAGAAGACCUCCACUGGCAUUGGCCAAUUCCAAAAGCGAAAGCAGAAGCCAACCAUUAUAACCACCCAAAAUCGAAUCCCCCAACCAAAAAAGAAGCAACAAGAAGAAGAAGAGAGGAGAAAGUGAGAGUGCACACACACUAUAGCAUAGCACUACUCUCUUCUUCUUUAGGAGAGAGCACACAGUUCCAAGAAAAGCUCUGAGCUUCUUCCAUCGAUCUCUCGGCCAUGGCACGGUGGCUACAGCUGCCGUGCAGCCUCCUGCUCGUCAUCAUGCUCGUCGCCGCCACGGCCGCCGCCGCCGACGUCGUCGUCCGCGACGACGAGAAGUGCGCCGCGUGCGGCCUGCCCAGCCCCUGCGGCACGACGUGCACGUACGCCAGCCCGCCGCCGCCCGACGUGCUGCCGACUCCGGUCUACUACCCGCCGCCGCCGCCCGUCUACUACCCCCCGCCGUCCCCGCCGCCGGUGGCCUACCCUCCGCCGACCACGCCGUCGACCAACUGCCCGCCGCCGCCGUACGGAGGCGGAGGCUACAACCCGACGCCGAGCUACAACCCGACGCCCGGCUACAACCCGACGCCGUCGGGGUGGUUCACGCCGCCGAACAUGCCGUCCUACCUCACGCCGCCGGGGACGCUCUACCCGCAGGACCCCGGCUUCCGGCCCAACGCGGCGGCGGGCGGCGCCGCGUCGUGGCGCGCGGUGGUGCUCGCGGCGGCGGCGGUGGCCGGAGCCUUGGCCUUGUGAUCGGCGACGUAUGGUAAUUAAUUACACGGCGUUUUUAAUUCCCUUUAUUAUGUGUUCAUAAUAAGAUUAGAGGAGAUAUAUUCCGGUAAGAUAAUCUCUUUUUUUUUUCGUUUUUACGGUUCAUGUUCACGUUGUUGUUGUUGUCGUCAUCGUCGUCGGCAAAUUAAUUGUUCUUGUCAUGUAAUGUUUGUUGAUCGAUCCCUUUUGGUGAUAGGAAAGAUGUACAUCAGACUCUGUAAUAAUCCAUAUAUAUGUCUAAUCAAAUUUCAAUUACAUGUGGCAAUUAGCUCAUA